Messenger RNA from Ostertagia ostertagi, 828 nucleotides. NCBI's taxonomy places the organism in Eukaryota, Metazoa, Nematoda, Chromadorea, Rhabditida, Trichostrongylidae. The record is from the annotation of a GenBank genome assembly.
AUGAUGGAUGACAGCAACCUUAACGCUGUCUUCUACGAACAUUUAACGAGAAGCCUUCAAAAAAGCUUAGCUGGAGAUCUUCAGAUGGGUCGGUGGGCGACAAGUGUCCAGCCGGGUGACUGCUUCAUUCUUGCCAGUUUCUAUUUGAACUGCCUUGUUCACAUAAUCGAAGUGGGGAACGGUUUUGUAACGUUCCAAUUGCGUGGUCUCGAAUUUCGUGGUACAUAUUGCCAUCAAAGAGAGGUGGAAGCAAUAUCUGACGACCAGACAAAGGAACGGGCUGUUGCUGCUGUGCUCCAGGAUAUCUGCCGGGUUUCUUGUCGCCUUAACACUGCGUGGAGUCUGCGCUGGCUAGCCUGGGAGGUUGUUACUGGAAAGUACAUAAUUGAUGGUUAUUCAAUUACUGACAACUCAGCUGUUAAUCUACUGCAAGUUCAUGAAUUGAGACGUCUUCUCGUCACUCUUUAUGUGAAAUGCAUAGUCUACUAUGCUCUGACAUCGAGCAAGUUGCAGAAUUGGCUGGCCAAUGAGACUGUGCGCAGUACUUUGGAGCCGAUCGUGGCUAAUCCUCGUUAUGCAGAUGUCGAUCACCUGGGAUUUCGCGGUCUAGUUUCUCGGAAUGGUAUUCCAUGUGGAUCACACACUUGCUUGAACAAGAGAUCAGAACGAAAUGCUGAUGAGGAAUUAAAUGCGGAAUACGUCACUUGUCUCUGCUUUGUUCUGUCACUUCUUGGUCGUCGAGCUCUCGGUGCAGCAUCUUAUAAUCGCCAUUCGAAUGCUGCCGAAUCGUUCCUUUGUGGUCUACAUGCAUUGUUUAAGGGAGAUUUU